AUGUCUCUCACCUGGGCUAACGUCCGCUCCCUGGUCAUCUUCUUUGGCCCCAUCCUCCUCCCCAAGGCCUACGCCUACUACCAGAACCUCAAAAAGGCCCGCGCCCAGGCCGCUCUCCCGAUCCGCCCCGUCACGCGCCCGGCGCUGCGCACCAUCUUCUUCCUCUCCUUCCUCGCCUUCCUCCUCGUCGUCAAGGCGACGCCGCUCUUCGCCCCCGAGAACAUCUUCGCCUUGACACAGUCCCGCCUGCAGAUCCCCGUCGAUGUCCUCUUCAACCGCCUCGCCGCUCUGCGGCCCGCCAACAUCCUGACGCCCCGCGACGAGGCACUGCGCGCCCGGUUCGUCAACCUCGAGUCUCGCCUGCUUUACUUCCAGUUCGGCCCUGCCGCCAUCGCAGACUGCCCCUUCUGCCGCUCCGACGACCCCAAAUCCUACGCCUACUACGCCCUGCCCGCCAUCAUCGCGCCGCACCUCCUCAACCUCAUCGCCCUCGCCGCCGCCGCCUCUCGUCCCUUUGCCGGCCCCCACGGGCCCCCCUGGCGAACGACUGUCACCGUUGCCGCCACCGCCCUCGCCGCCCUCGACGUCUACCUCGUCACGGCCUACAACCCGCGCCCCAACGCUGCGGCGCUGCGCCUCGGCGAGAUCGACACCUUCCACUGGACCGCCCGCUCCCUGCGCCUCGUCGCCCUGGCGGCGCUGGACCUCGCCCUCGCCGCCGCCCUGUACCUCUCCUCCACGAACAGGGCGUUUGCCGCGCCGCCACCCGCCGCUGCGCGGCUCGAGCGCGUCAACCGCGCGCUCGCCACGGUUCGGAGCAAGAUGACGGCGUUCGGCAUCGUCCGCAACGCCGGCGUGCGGGACGAGGGCCUGAGGAGCAGGCAGUCCGGCUACUGGGCGCACGAGGUGCGCAUCAUGGGCGAGGUCAUGGAGGAGAGGGAGGUCGUCGAGGGGGUCAACGAUGCGAUCGGCAGCGGACGGGUUGAUAUCGAGAGGAUCGAGAGGGAUGCCGAGGAGUAUGCCAGGAGCGUGCUACAGGCUGAGGAGGAGGCGCCCGUGACGAUGGUUGGUUGA
Verticillium nonalfalfae is the source of this 1074-nucleotide messenger RNA. RefSeq lists its product as uncharacterized. Bases 1 to 1074 code for a protein of 357 amino acids. The transcript has 2 exons. The record is from RefSeq and is a predicted model, not a curated record. NCBI's taxonomy places the organism in Eukaryota, Fungi, Ascomycota, Sordariomycetes, Glomerellales, Plectosphaerellaceae.